Molecule: messenger RNA, 8136 nt
Organism: Drosophila innubila
Lineage: Eukaryota; Metazoa; Arthropoda; Insecta; Diptera; Drosophilidae
Gene: ndl
Product: serine protease nudel
Exons: 16
Coding region: 1-8055 (2684 amino acids)
Biological process (GO): proteolysis
Molecular function (GO): protein binding; serine-type endopeptidase activity
Source: RefSeq, a predicted model, not a curated record
AUGAAACUGACUUUGGAUGAGCUGGAGGCCAAACGCUUGAAGGGUAAUCCUCGACGUUUUAACCUGCCUCGUCUGCCCUGUUCCCGCAUCCUGAUUAUAUCCAUCCUAGUGCUCAUCGCGCUCUUGAUCUCCUUGAUCUAUCAUGGCAUUGUGAUUGAGAGAAUGGAUCGUUUGAGACAGAUUAUGGUGUUGAAUGAGGAGCAUGCUCAGAAGCUGCAGCCCAUCGAUGAAGAAGCCGCCUUUGUGAUACGUCCGCAAUCGCAGCCCUUUCACAUUCCACUGAAGAAAGCGGAUCCUUUGGUCCUGGCAACUGCCACAAAGAGUGAGGAGCAAUCGCUGCGCAUGAAGCAUCUGCGUUUCAAGUUUCGCUUGAAGCAGAGACUUCGACCAAGACGCAGUCUGCAGGAAGUGGAUCUCAUUGAUCCUCUGCAGCUGGAGGCCAACAUGCAGCAUAUUUAUACCAAGCUGAGAAGCAAGCGUGCCAAGGCGGCAUUAAUCCAGCUGGAGAAUGAAUAUGUGCGUUGCAAGAAACAGACUCAAGAGGAUUGCAUGAAUGCCUUUAUGCGCAUGUAUCAGAUGGCCAAUGAGAUCAAUGAAAAGCUGGGCAGAAUGAGGGAAAUGAUCAAGGGACAACUCGACUCGAGCAGCCUCGAAUCUGUCGACUUUGAACCCUUUGUGCCGGCAAAGAAAACGCGAACAACUGACGCACAAUUGCCAGAGGUGACAACGCCUCUGACAAAUGGCAGCAUUCCCACUCUCAAUGGCACCACUGACACCACACUGAAGCCCAGGAGAGUGAAGAUAAAACCCGCCCAGAUCAGCUGGAUUAUCGAUGGACAUGGACACGAUGAACAGGAGGCGUAUAUGGAGAAUACACCAAGAGCUGUGGCCACCACUGAGCAUAUAAACACGACCUCAACUGUGGAGCACACUACAGUAACCUCUGUGGAGAGUACUAUCACUAGCACCACUGAGAGCAGUAGAACCACCAGCACCACAAUUAAUCCUCUGUCAAGUCUGACAACGGAGCUGCCCGAUUUGGAUGCCAUUGCGGAUAAUAUCACUUGGAUCUUGGAUCGCUUUGAUAAACCCAAAGAGAUUAUACACACUACUGCGGGUGGCAAAAUCAAAGCUGCAACCACUGAAGCUACAGAAAUUUCCACCUUAAAUACAGGGGAAUCGAAUACAGAAGAUGAUCGUCUGGAUUCUAGCAGUUCAACAGCAACUGGUAAAACUGAGCCCACAACAAUGGCUAUGGAAUCACUGACAACCACAGCAGCAGCAACAGAGAAAGAGACACAAUCCUCAGUGGAGCCAAUGUCUACACACAGUCCAAUUACAAGUACACCACUCACCACACUCAGUCCCAGCACAACCACCGCUGCCUUAGAAACUGUCAACUACACAGUGCAUCCCACCAAAUUGAAGCCAAUAAAAUACAGUUGGAUUAUUGAUGGUGCUGAAGACAGCAACGAAGUAAGCAGCAAUAUCAGCACCACUCCACCAGCAACCACAGUGGCAAGCUUUGUCAACGAAACCACCACUGAGAUUUCAAGAGCUGUGCAUCCCUUGGACAAUCCCAGCAGCAUGGAGAACAUGUUGGAGAGUUUUGAGCGAAAUGAGCAGCAAAAGCCGCUGAUUAAAGUGUCGAAUGAAAGCACAACAGUUGCACCACAGCAAACGACUUCAUUUGAAGAGCAAGUGAAUCCACCAAUUAAUGUGCUGCACCACAAUAAAAGCCACAACUCGAAUGUCUAUGAUCGCACACAUUGGAUGCAACAAUUCGAGUUGCAGGCAGCAAAUGCACAGGAUGAACUAAUCGACACCUUUGGCAACGAACUGGAUGCAAAGAGUCUGGAGCAAAUGGGUCCUAAACUGAAUCCAGUGAAUGGCAAGACUACAAAUGCUGGCGAUGCCCAACUCAUCACAUUGUGUGCACACAUUGCGCGGAAGAUGAGACAGAAGGCGGCCUCGGAGUUGGCCCACGGUGGACUCGGGGACACGGAGACCUUUACGGCCUCGCCCAGUGUGCAGUUUACGAGUCGUGGCCCUGGCGGAUUUCCCGUAUCCGGCGAGACAAUGAAGGCUUCGGCACAGUUUAUGUUCAAUCCGAACUUUGGCAUGCCGAGUAUUCCGGUUUGUUUCUACAUGACGCCAGCGAACUUCCGGAUGCCCAUGUGGUCGCCAACGCCAUCGUUUAUGGGCAUGCAGGGCGGACACUUUGGUGGCUCCUCCAAUGCUGGUGGCAAUGGCGGCAUCUUCUUUGUGCCCCAGCAACAAUUCGGACCGACGGGCAAUUUCUUUGGCGGCACAGCGGGCACAGCUGGUGGUUCACAGAAUCAGCUGCCGAACAUCUUCUCGAAGAAUGCCUCACCUCAGAAGCAGGGCAAUGGACAGCAGCAGGUCUACUGCACCUACAUGCAGAAUCAGAACCAGGCUCACAACCAGGCACAGACUCAGCCCAUCCAAGGGAAUCUCUCGCCGGGCAGUCAGUCUGGUUUCUCCAAUGCCAACUUCAAGAUGCGUCAUGCGAAUCAAACGGGAGUCGGCGCCCAUCAAAGUCAGAUCAUCUACGCCUCCUAUAUGGACGCGCCGCAACAGAUGCUGGAGCGGCACAGCUGCCCGGCUGCGGAUCAGGUGGCCUGCUAUGGGAAGAAGGAAUGUAUUGCCGCCUCCAACUGGUGCAACAAUGUCGUGGAUUGCUCCGAUGGCAGCGAUGAAUCCGCCUGCACCUGCGCCGAUCGCCUGGAUGAGGAGCGUCUUUGCGAUGGCUACGAGGACUGUCCCAUGGGCGAGGAUGAGCUGGGCUGCUUUGGCUGCGAAUCCCUGGCUCACUCCUGCUACGCGAAUGCGGAGGAAUAUGCUCGACACAAUCGCUCCACCUUGUCCAUGUGCUACAGUCGCCUGGAGCGCUGUGAUGGCUUCCAGAACUGCUUCAAUGGUCGCGAUGAGUUGCACUGUAAUAUGCUGGUCACGGAUGUGGCAACUCACAUGUCCCAUGCCGCAUCUGCCUCCGAGGGUUAUCUGUAUAGGAAUCAUCGUGGCGAUUGGUAUCCGGUGUGCAACAAUGGUGGCAAGUGGGCAGCAGCUGCCUGCGAGCUGCAGGAUGUGAAUCAACCCACAGAUCUGAGCUUCAGGCAGUUGACAUUGUCGGGUCCAUUCAUUGAGCCCUCGCUGCAUGCGGGAAUUCACUUUGCCCAGGGCUGUCAUGGACGCAAUGAUCACGAUACGCUGGUGGAUCAUGUGGCGUAUGUCAAGUGUCCGCCUGUAAAAUGUGGAUUACCCAGUAGGCAGCCAGAGCAGCUUAUAAAACGCUCCAAGAGAGCAACGUUUAAGGAUCCAGAGGAGCAGGAGAAGGGAAGAAUUGUAGGUGGCGGUUAUGCGAAUCCUUUGCAGUGGCCUUUUGUGGUGGCCAUCUAUCGGGAUGGCAAGUUCCAUUGCGGAGGCACCAUCUACACAGAGCGUUGGAUCAUCAGUGCUGCUCAUUGUGUCAUUAAUUUUUCCAAGUAUUAUUAUGAGAUACGUGCUGGACUCUUGCGCCGCUCCAGCUACGCUCCAACCACGCAGAUCCAAACAGUUUCCCACGUCGUGGUGCAUCAGGGAUACGAGCGGAGAAGCAUGCGCAAUGAUCUCUCCCUGCUGCGAGUCGCAUCUCCUCUGCAGUUCAAUCGUUGGGUCAAACCCAUCUGUAUGCCGGACAAGGGACGCACCACCUUUGGCGAUGAUUGGAUCUGGGGACCUGAGGAGCACACUCUCUGCACCGCUGUUGGCUGGGGUGCCAUUAGAGAGAAGGGUCCAAGCAGUGAUCCAUUGCGUCAGGUGAUUUUGCCCAUACGCAAACGCUGCACAGAUCCCGAGGAUCAGGCUUCGGAGGAUGUUUGCGCUGGCGAUCCGGAUGGUGGACGCGAUGCCUGUCAAGGAGAUUCAGGUGGACCGCUCUUCUGUCGCAGUGUGAAUCACACGGAUGAAUGGUAUCUGGCGGGAGUUGUGAGCCAUGGCAAUGGUUGUGGUCGACCCAAGGAGUUCGGUGUCUACACGAGAGUUGCUCUCUACCUCGACUGGCUGGAGUUGGCUGUGAAUCCUCGCCUGCUGCCGGCGAAGCAACCAAUCCAACUCUGUCCAGGAUUCAUGUGCGUCUGGGGUGGGAAACGUUGCAUUGCCCAGCGACAACGUUGUGACCGCCAAGUCGAUUGCUUGGGAGGCGAGGAUGAAGUUGGCUGUGCCUACAACUUUAUACCCGACAUGGUUGGCAGCAAACUGAAUGUGAGUGCAACCACAGAAAGUGAUUAUUAUCCAGAGGAUAUGGAAAAACAAAAGUUGAUAAAUAAACAGCGACAGGAUGUGGCGAUUGAGGAUGAGGAUUUGUUUGCAGACAUUGAAGCCAAGCAGCAGAAUACAACAACAGCAACAACUGCAACGACUGAGAGUUUCAUUUCCACAAUUGUUGAAGGGGAAAACACACAAAUAACUGAGAAUACUGUGGAAAAUGAUGCAACAACAUCAGCAGCAAUGUCAGCAACUUUAGCAACAACACUGCCAGCUGAAGAAACAACCACAUUUGCAACAGCAACAACAUCUCCCACAGCAACAACGUCUCCCACAGCAGCAACCUCUCCCUCAGCAACAACGUCUCCCUCAGCAACAACAUCUCCCUCAGCAACAUUCCCCACAACAACAUUAGCUUCAAUAACAUCCACAACUUUGUCUCCCAGCACAACAACAACUUGGCCAACUUCAACGGAGGAUUUCAUGAGAUUAACAGAUUUAGUUACGCAACUUCUGCAGGAGACAACGACAACGACAACAACAACAAAUGCUAAAGAGUUGACAACCAUAACAACGGAUGCACCCAGUUUAACCACAGCAACUAUUAAAGAAACAACAAUGAAAGGAACAACAACUGAAAUAGAAACAACAAUGAAAGGAACAACAACUGAAAUAGAAGCAACAACUUAUUUAGCAACAACAGCAACAGAUAUAGAGACAACAACAAUUGAGGGUUCUAGCUUGACGAACAACAAUACAACGGAUACUUGGACAGAACCAGCAACAGUGGAGACAACAACGAAAGAGUUAAAAAUAAAAGAGACAUCAGCAAUGGAUACAACAACAAUGGAAACAACAACCAAGCAGACAACAACACAGUCAACAACAAAAGAGUUGACAACGACACCAUUAACAAUAAAAGAUUCAGCUAUGUCAGAGACAAUAAAGACACAUUCAACAUUAGCUCAACCCACAGCAACAACAACUGCAACAACAACUACAAGCACUACAACUACAACAACAUCGGCAACAACAACCACAACAGUACACAGCAAAGUUAGCCCAAAGUCGCAGCUGCUUCACAAGUUUAUUUGUCAAAAAAUGCCACAAAUUGUGGAUCUGUCGCAUCGCUGUGAUCGCAAACUGGACUGUGAGGAUGGCACCGAUGAAUUGGACUGCAAUUGUCGGGAUUAUCUAAAGGGCAGUCUAAGUGUCCUCAUAUGCGAUGGAAAAUCGGACUGUGAGGAUCUGAGUGAUGAACAGAAUUGUGGCAGCUGUCAGGAUAACGAGUUCCACUGUGCGCUCUCCAAGAGCUGUUUGCCGCUCUCCAAGCGUUGUGACAAUGUCGUGGACUGCAAGUUCAAGGAGGACGAAAAGGAUUGCUUUGCCUUAACCAAUGGCCAUGAUGUGCAUUACGAUGCCCAUCAGCAGCCCAGGUUCAGCAGCGUUGGCAUCUUCUCCAAGAAUGCACAUGGAACCUGGCGAGUUGUCUGUGCCCAUGAGACGGGAUUCCAUGAGCAUCAGUCCGAAACGGCGGAUUCAGUGUGUGCUCUGUUGGGUUUCCAUGGUGCACACUUUUACAACAGCAGCGAGUUUGUUAGCCAGAAGGGAAUGCAUGCCAUAACACCAGAGUUGUCGAAGCAGCGAUUUCUGGUUGGAGCACCUCUGGAUGCUCUAAUGGGUGACAAUGAGCACUUUUUACCCCAUCAUGAUCAGACUCAUCAUCAUCGAAAGCUGUCCAGGCAGCACAAGGAUGCCGUUCACACCAAUUCCCACAAGUGUCUGGGCAUCUAUGUGGAAUGUAAUCCACGUGCGAAUACAACAGUUCCCAUCAAGACAUUCAGCGCUGGACAGGCUGUCAAACCGAAUCCCUCGGAUCAUCUGCCAGCCUUACUUCCCACUAUUGAAACUCACAAUAUGCCCAAUGUGCACUUUAAGCCACAUUUGCCAGCACAAAUGGUCAACAAGAAGGAUGAGAUAAUGGAUCGCUUGGACAUUUUGAUCAAGAGCAAGAAAAACAAGACAUUGCUGGUGCAGGAUCAGCUGCAUGAGGCCAUUGAGGAGCUGCAUUGGCCCUGGCUAGCAGAUGUCUAUGCGAAUGGCGAACUCUGGUGUCUGGGCGUGCUCCUGGAUAAGCACUGGCUCCUCGUACACGAGAGUUGUCUCUCAGGCAUCAGCUUUGAUACCCACUAUAUUACCGCUCUGUUUGGUGGUGGCAAGACUCGACGCUCCUUGCAUCGCAGCAACCACGAGCAAAUUCGCCGUGUCGACUGCUUUGAGGCGGUGCCCAGGUCAAAUGUUCUGCUCUAUCAUCUGGAGCAGCCGGCUAGAUUUACGCACCAUGUGCUGCCCACCUUUUUGCCGGACACAUCAAGUCAGCAGGAAGAGGAGGCAGAGGAUUGCAUCAGCGUGCUGCAUGAUGAUCUCUCCGGACGCAUUAAAACCGUGGCCAUUACCAAGUCGAACAGUGAUAGCGACUGCAGUUCCUGCUAUCAGCUGCAGGAGCAGCGACCGCCUGGCAAUUUAAUGCGAAUGCUUAAUGUCAGCGCCGAGGAUAUGGCUUCCAUAUCAGAGGAAGUGGAACUGAUAAGCGGUGUCGCUACCAAGGAGCUGCCUGCUCUAACAAAAUUCACCAGCUGCUCGCAGUUUGGCCAGAAGAACUACAGUGACACUCAGAGUCAUCCCAGCGAUCAGGGCGUGCUUGUCUGUCGCCACGCCCACUCGGGCUGGUAUCCCACCGCCAUUUUCAGCUAUAACAAUACAAAUUGUCACAGCUUCAAGGCGCCUUUUGGCAUCCGGACACUGGAACAGUCCUACAGAACGCUGCAGGAUAUAAUGGAUCAAGCACAUUGCAACAAUGUGCAGUCAAUGCCAGCUUGUGCCACACAUCGUUGUCCUUUGGGCGCCUGUUUGUCGCAGUCCUCUUUAUGCGAUGGUCGCAGCGAUUGCCAUGAUAAUAGCGAUGAGGAGGAAUCCAAAUGCCGUGAGCUCAAGCAACGCUGUGCACCGGGUGAAAUGAAAUGCCGCUCCAGCUCCAAGUGUGUGCACAAGAGCAAGUUCUGUGACCAUGUGCCAGACUGUGAGGACAUGACGGAUGAACCCACCAUAUGCAGCUGCUUUACGUAUUUACAAGCCACAGAUCCGUCCAAGAUCUGUGAUGGCAAGCGCAAUUGCUGGGAUAAAAGCGAUGAGAGCUCCGUGCUCUGCAAUUGCACGGCGGAUCACUUUCAAUGCACUUCCUCUCCGGGGGAUUGCAUACCACGUGACUUUGUGUGCGACAAGCAGCCGGAUUGUCCCAAUGGCGAGGAUGAGCGCUACUGCUUUGGCAUUGAGCAACCGCUGCAGGAGCAACAAAUGGACUAUUGGUCAGGUCAUCAGCACUCUGGGUCACAGUAUGGCCAGGUUAUUGAGCAGUCGUAUGGCAUUUGGCACACCAAAUGCUUUCCCAAGAGCACACCUCCAAGCACCGCUGAAGUGCGUGAGAUUUGCCGAAAACUUGGCUAUAAUCCGGAUCGACAGCCCAGCUAUAGACUCAUAGACGAUGCCGCCAAUGAGGCAGUGCGUACUUAUGAGUGGGCAGAUCGACGAGGACGCAAUUUCAGCAAUGACACCUUGGUGGGCAAGUAUCGAGACUCCACCAAGGCGCAGAUCAUUAGUAAAUUCUCCCCGCUGCAAUUAAAUGAGCGUCUCACGCUCUUCCUCAAACCAAGUCGUCCCAUUGCGGAGCUGGUCAGAUGGAACUCCACGGAUUCGAGUCAUUGCUUCAGGCUGGAAAUACGCUGUGCCUGAUUUUCCGAUUUUCCUAUUUGUUUUUUUCUUUUUGUACGUUUUAGUAGCAAAAUAAAAAACAACAUUCAAUUUUUAUAAUUA